Molecule: messenger RNA, 1155 nt
Organism: Rotaria sp. Silwood2
Lineage: Eukaryota; Metazoa; Rotifera; Eurotatoria; Philodinida; Philodinidae
Source: the annotation of a GenBank genome assembly
AUGGGCGUAAUCGAAAUUGAUAAUCGGAUUAUUCUGCAACAAAAUCAAAAUUUUAAUCGAUUGAAAUCAAUGUUACCAAUCCACCUCAAUCGAUUAAAUUAUAUUUUUAAUCGAUUGAGGUGGAUUGUGGCUGCACUAACAGUUGUGACGACUAAAACAACCACCACAACAACAUCCUUAACAACGAUAACGACAACAACAGCGACAACGACCUCAACAACGACAUCAACAAGUUCAAGUACAACAACAUCAACAAGUAGUACUUCGACAAUUACUAGCACAACGACAACAACCACUUCAGUUUCAACGACAACAGUCACAACAACAUCUUUUAUCUCCAGUCCUAGUAACAAUUUGUAUUGGAACCAAACAGGUGUGAUUGUUGCUGAUCAUUUUGAUAAUCCAACUUCUUUGUACUUUGACGGCAAUGAUAAUCAGUACGUUUCUGAUAGACUUAAGGAUCAUGUUGAACAAUGGAGUCCAAACGCAUCAGCUGGUGUGACUGUAGCUGGCAGUGCUACUGGUGCUGCCGGUUCAAGUUCGAUAUUGCUCAGGAAUCCUGACGAUCUUACUUUUGACACAAAUGGAUUUAUGUAUGUAGCCGAUAAUGGUAAUAAUCGUGUGCAACGUUUUCUUCCUAAUUCUACCAUUGGUACUACUGUUGCUGGAACUACAUCUCAAUCAACAAGUGCACUGACUGAUUUGAGUGACCCAGUGGCGAUUGAUGUUGAUGAAAAUUCUAAUGUCUACGUUCUUGACAGAGGUAACAGACGAAUAGUAAAAUGGGGUCCAAACGCAACAAGUGGAACUAGUAUGAUUAGUAAUAGUUUGUUGUCGAACGCAUAUGACUUCUUAUUAUCUCCGACUUCAUCAAAUCAAGUAUAUAUAAGUAAUGAAAUCAACGGUGUUAUAUAUUUAUGGACAUUUGGUGCAAGCACUCCAACAUUAACUCUAGCGAACGUAUAUAGUUCUACAUCUACACUUUCAAAGCCGAGAGGUAUGGCUUUUGACUCAUAUGGAAAUCUAUAUGUUGCUGAUAGGAGUGAUAAUUGGGUGGUCAUGUACUGUACCAACUCAACAGACGGUAUUGUGAUUGUCGAUAGUAGCAGUGCAACGCCUGUGAUUGGUAGUCUAAUUGCCGUUGCAUUUGACUGA